Messenger RNA from Aspergillus steynii IBT 23096, 1154 nucleotides. RefSeq lists its product as uncharacterized. The transcript has 3 exons. The coding region runs from base 118 to 927 and encodes 269 amino acids. The record is from RefSeq and is a predicted model, not a curated record. NCBI's taxonomy places the organism in Eukaryota, Fungi, Ascomycota, Eurotiomycetes, Eurotiales, Aspergillaceae.
UCUACUUAAUACAUUCAUAUCGUCUCCACCAUUCUACACCGUCUUACUCUACGCCGUCUUACGCCCGCCCUGGCUUCUGUUUUCGCUUGAAACAUUCGUUCGCUCUUUUGUGGGAAAAUGGAAUCUCUCCCAUCGGCAAAGCCGGUGGCCAGAAAACCGGAACGCAAGGACCGCCGUCAGAAGCUCAAGCUCAUUAGAAAAAGGAUCGACAAACUAGGAAAUGGCUAUCUCGAAGACUCCGACCUAAUAGCCGCUGGUGUGGACCGGCAACCCAUGUCUCUCGAAGAUAAUGAUAUCCUUCUGCCUCAGUUCUUCGCGCCUUACAACGCGAAGGUCGAUCCACCCGACGUGAAAGUCGACCCAGACGAUGAUGACUGGAUCACCGAAAACUUCCCCUCUUUCGAUGAACUCGAUUUCGAUGAAUUCGCCCAUAAUUCGGAGUUCUUUCUACACAUGUACAUUCAACAUGGCGGAUUGCCGCAGGAGGAUGAAUUCCCGCCUGCGCCUUCUUACAGGGACUGGGGUGACUUUGGCUUCCCCGAUCUCGUCGAAAUUUUCGGCAACCCACGAUGGCAACUCCAGACGGCCUGGGAUCUGCCGCUUCGGCCCCAUAUCAAAUGCAUGAUCAUCACCGAAGCCGUGCCGGAUGAUCGCCUCUUAUACGGAGAGAUUGUGACCAUCGACGAGAUUAUCCAGCAGCGUCUGAGAACCAAAAUUACCCGCAAACACGUGGAUGCUCCGGUCUUGAUGUUCUCGUUCAUAGGCUCGCAGGUCCGUGUGCUCGAGGCCAACUUUAAUGGGAAAGAGCUGGUGGUGCGGGCCACCAAGCUUUAUGAUCUCAAAGACGAUGAUAAGAAAGGAUGGGAACUUUCUAUCUUCCUGAAAAAGUGGUGGCUUGGCGAUGCCACCAAGAAGUCUACCAGAUGAUCUGAUCUAUCUGCACGAUGCGAGUGUUUUGAGAUUUCUGUAUCCGAUUUUUGUUUUGGCGAUUGAUGAUGGCUCAUCGGCGUUGGUUUCUCUUUAUGGAAUUUGUGUGUGAAUGAUUCCGACGGUGUGAAUUACUAUUGCAACGCGUCUAUGCUGAGUGAUACUUCGAUUAGUUUAUUGACGUACAGGGAGCCGAGGACCAUCGCAGCAAUCCAAAAAUAUCAAAG